Messenger RNA from Rhodofomes roseus, 1017 nucleotides. RefSeq lists its product as uncharacterized. Lineage: Eukaryota; Fungi; Basidiomycota; Agaricomycetes; Polyporales; Fomitopsidaceae. The transcript has 4 exons. The coding region runs from base 135 to 992 and encodes 285 amino acids. The record is from RefSeq and is a predicted model, not a curated record.
ACUUCGGGUCAAAUCGCCCAUCGACCGGAGCCCUCUGUGCACUGUCUCAGUGUCUGACGAAUCCACAUACCACCGAUAGCUGACGCCUGGCGCCUCGGCCCUCUCCCUCCCCCUCCCCCCGCAGCUUGCGCGCGAUGGCGACCCAGCCGCUCACGAACCUCUCCGCGACCGCAACAGCGACCUCAAGUCUAUCGUCGGGCAGCUCGAACUCGAGCUCGUCCGGGUCCUCGGAUAGCGGGAGCGAUGGUAUGAACUCCUCCGCAACGCUGUAUCUAUACACCUUCCUCGCGACCCUCGUCCUCCUGCUCUCCGUCUCCGCCGCCAUCGUCGUGCGCUCCUACCUCAUCCGCCGGCGGCAACGGCAGCUCAUCGCCGACGCCAUCCGGGACGGCAUCAUCCCCAACGCGCCCGGGCCCGGCGUGACCCUCGAGCACGCGACGCUGCUCGCGCGGCGGCCCGAGCUCUUCGACGUAUACCUCGGGCACGCCCCUGCGGAGCGCGAGAAGGCGGCGGGGAAGGGCAAGGCGAGGGAGAGCACGAGCAGUGCGGGGAGCGUCGGGGGCGGGUGGUGGAACGCUGUCAUGCCUGUCGCAGCGAGAGAGGUUAGGACGGCGCCGAACACUGCAGGAAAGACUCAGCCUUCACAUGCACAACCGCCCCGACCACCGCCUGUGCUGCCUUCGACUUUCGCACGGCUCCGCCAGCAGCUCCGGGCGAUCGUGCCCAUGCCCUCCGUAGGGGCCUCCAUCCUCCCCGCACCCGCCACAUCCGCCGAUGCACGACAACCAGAGGUCGUCGAGCUCUCACCCCCGCGCCCCCCGUCGCCAACGCGGAGCAGCGGGCUGCUCGAUGUGGCGUUCCUCGUCGCGAUGCCCGCGCCGCACCACGAAUCGCAUCACGUCGAGCAGGAGUUCAUCCCAUACGUCGAGUUCGGCAUCGCGCGGGUGAGCGGGAAGGGCGAGGUCAGGAUGGAUCAGGAGGAGGCGCCAUAACGCACAAAAUCAUGAGAGGGACCCG